CGCCCUGCGGUGGCCUCCAGCCAGCUCUGGCGAUUUACUUUGGGCUGAAGGGUCCGGGGAACUCAGCUGGGCGCGCGCCCGUCCUUUCUUUUCUCUGUGCUGCGGAUCUAGGUUGGGGGGCGGAGUGCGCGGUGUGGGGGGAAGGGCCCUCGGCCGCUGCGGCCCAGGUUUGUGUAACUGGUUCUUGUGGAAAACGACCAGUUGCUCCCUUCGGUGUCCCAUUACCCUGCCUGGGGUAUCCACCGCGGAGCAUUAGACCGUCUACCCCGGUUGUGUCGCGCUUCCACUGUCCUCCUGGAAGGCCUGGGAAUAUGUGCUGUCCCUUGGAGUGCGGGACACGCCGCCCCUCGUUCUCCUCUUCGAGGCAGUAUUCAUCCAGAGGAAAAAAACAGAGAUCGACCACUUAAGAUGUGAAAAGUGCUCUUCUAAAGGAUUGUUUUUACAAAAUGGAUCGGAGUAAACGAAAUUCAAUAGCAGGAUUCCCACCACGCUUAGAGCGCAUUGAAGAUUUUGAUGGAGGUGGCGGAAGUGAUGGGACCAUGUCCCAGAUGGGCAGAGUUUGGACUUCUUCAUAUAAAGCCUUGAUAAGUGCCUUUUCAAGACUUACAAGACUUGAUGACUUCUCUUGUGAGAAAAUAGGAUCUGGUUUCUUCUCUGAAGUAUUCAAGGUACGACACAGAGUAUCGGAUCAAAUCAUGGCCCUGAAGAUGAAUACACUAAGCAGUAAUCGUGCAAAUAUGUUGAAAGAAGUUCAGCUCAUGAAUAGACUUUCACAUCCAAACAUAUUAAAGUUUAUGGGUGUCUGUGUACAUCAAGGACAAUUGCAUGCCCUUACUGAGUACAUCAACUGUGGUAACCUGGAACAGUUGUUAGAUAGUAAUCAGCACUUGUCCUGGACAGUGCGAGUAAAGCUGGCAUUGGAUAUCGCUCUUGGACUCAAUUAUCUUCAUUAUAAGGGAAUUUUCCACAGAGAUUUGACUUCCAAGAACUGUUUAAUAAAAAAUGAUGAGAAUGGAUAUUCUGCUAUAGUAGGUGAUUUUGGCUUGGCAGAGAAAAUUCCUGAUUAUAGAAGUGAGAAGUUGCCAGUGGUAGGUUCUCCUUACUGGAUGGCACCUGAAGUGCUGCGUGAUGAGCCAUAUAAUGAAAAGGCAGAUGUGUUCUCAUAUGGGAUCAUCCUUUGUGAGAUUAUUGCAAGGAUCCAGGCAGACCCAGACUAUCUCCCUCGAACAGAGAAUUUUGGACUGGAUUAUGAUGCCUUUCAGCACAUGGUGGGAGAUUGUCCUCCCAACUUUCUCCAGUUAGCCUUCAACUGCUGCAAUAUGGACCCAAAGUUACGUCCUUCAUUUACUGAUAUUGUCAAAACACUGGAGGAAAUUCUGAGCAAUUUGAAAAAAGAAGAAGAUGAAAGAGAACGAAAGCUUCUAAAUCUGGAUGCUGCAGAUCGAAAACCCAUCUCUGUUUCCAAAGGAUUGCUAGAGAGGGGACAAGGUAUCAAAAGGCUGAGCUCAUUGGAUGACAAGAUUCCACCUAAAUCACCCCGACCACGGCGCAACAUCUGGCUAUCACGCAGUCAGUCAGACAUCUUCUCUCGGAAACCUUCCCGCAAGAUAAAUGUUCAGGACCCAUAUUAUACACCAAGCAAAGGGGCAAGCCGAAAAGUCAACCCUUUCAAUUCUAGGGAAGACUUGAAAGGAGGGAAAAUAAAAUUUUUUGACUUGCCUAGCAAAUCCGUGAUAUCUCUUGUAUUUGACCUGCACUCUCCAGAAGCAAGAGGAUGUCCAAAAAUGAGCCAGCCGCUGUUCAAGCACACCUAUGCCUGUGAUUGGCAAGACUCUUCUUUCUUUCCUGGGAGGAGAAGCAGAUCACUUCCAGUUUCUCCGGAAUUUGUUCAUAAAGAUUAUAAUACAUUUGGAGAUCUCUCUUCAACGGUCAGUAGCUGUGAUCCCACCCAGCUAGGGGCUGAGGUGCGCCAGAGGCUGCUAUGCAGUAAUAAGUACGGUGUAUCUGAGAUCCCCCCUUUCCAGGUUAAACAACGUCAUCCUCCACUUCUGCAAGAGGAGGAAAUGGAUUGUUCUGAUGAAUUGGAGCCUCCAAACAAAAAUGGGUUUUCUGUAAAAUGUUCCGUUGAAGAGGCAGAACUUGGGAAGCCUGAGGGACAAGUGCUGCAAGACACUUCUGGCCAAGUGGCUAAUAUCUUAGUACACAAUUUAGACUACCCAGAAAAUCAAUUCCCAGAAAUGUUCAUGAGCUGUACCACCUCUGAAGAAAUGGAGGUGGAAGAUGAAACUCAAAGGAAUAUGCCUUCCGCUAAAUUGGAAUCUUCUAAACGGUUGCUCAGUAUUAAUCCUUCCUCACAGCAAGGCAGAGACUCUACUUUCCUUGAAGUGGUAGAUAGCGACACUUCAAAUGUUUCUCUGCUGCCUUCAGACACAUCAGCAUCAAUAAGUGGACAGCCGAAAUGUGACAUUUAAAAGUCAACCAUUGGCUGAUGGUGAUGAUGAUACACUCCCACUAACUACUCUGGUUUUAACUUUUGUGUCAAAUGUCUCUAAAACCGUGUAGCAAUGUUACCAGUCCAUUUGAUAAUUCUAAAAUGUAUUAUGAGAGAUUGUAUGCAUGCAAGGAUGUAUGAAAGGAGUUCUCAGCAUACCUCAGGAAAACGCUAAUAUAGGAAUAAGGUUUGCUGUUGAAUGCCUGAUUUAUGCAGGGUCACAAUUAUAGAGAUAGUGGGAUUAUGGGCAUCUCUCUGUGUUUCUGUUUGUGUUAUUCAUACUGUUUAGGUUGUUAAAUGUUUUUAAGAACUUAGUAUCUCCUUGAACCUUUAAAAUCUUUGUCUCAUUAGCAGUAAAUGCCAAGCAGCAAUAAAUAUUUAUAUGGACUAUAUUUAAAACAAGUAGUACCCUGGGGGCAGAUCAUCCUAAACUGGUCUUAUCCUGGUCAACCUUCAAAGUAUGAAUUUUAAACCCAAGUAUUCUGAACAAUGUCCAUUGUUGAAAUACUCUGGGAAUUGAAGUUUAUACUUUUGGAGGUUGCUUAAAAUUAAAGACAGUUGAUUUAGACCUUACUGGACUACAACCACAACUGUUCUGGCCAUUAACAAGGGCUGAUGAGUUGGAUUUCACUAUUACCACUGGUUACCCAAAUAUUUGUACAAGACUUUCUGUCACGGGAAUUUUAGUUUAAAAAAAAAAACCAGCUACUCUGUAAGUAGUUCAACGUAUCAAACCAUUUCUACAAUACUCAAAAAAACUUGGUCCAUGAUUGGAAGAAAACAUUUUUGGAUUGAUUCAUUUUCAGAAUAUCCUAUUUUGGAUCAAAAUGUUCCAAAAUAGAAUGUUUUGCACAUA
This is a messenger RNA of Pseudonaja textilis, 3347 nucleotides long. The record is from RefSeq and is a predicted model, not a curated record. Lineage: Eukaryota; Metazoa; Chordata; Lepidosauria; Squamata; Elapidae.